UCAAGCCCCAAAUUCCCUCAAGAUCAGGGCAUGUUGACCAAAGAGACCACCUCCCCCACAGAGAAAAAUGAUGAUGGCCUGGGGCCAAUUUAACCCAGUAACACCCCAACAUCUGCCCAACCUGUAUAGAGAGGGGGAGAUAUGGUUUGGUUGGUGCAGGAAAAAUCUUAUUUACAGAGAAGGGGCAGCUGAGAUGAGCCAAGAAUAUGGGAACAUCUACAGCUGUGCCUCUUCCCUGCAUCCCUUCCUGUAGGAGGUGGAAGAUGGGGAAUUCCUGAUGAUGGGACUGAGGGGGCCUGGUUCCCUGGGGAAAUGGGAAUACCAGGGGCUGACUCCUGUGGUUUGGUCAUCUAAGUCUCACUAAAUAGCCAUUCCUAGGAAGGGUCCUUUAGGAUGCUGGUUUAGGGGACCAGCCCAGGAGCAGAAACUGAGGCAGGCUACUCCUCCCAUGAGAGUCACUGCAAAGUGAGACCCAAGAAGGUCCCAAGGCAGCCCCAGCCCCGCCUACCCUUCCUGGGUGCUAAUCCCCAGCAUGGACCACUAACGAGAGGGGAUUGGCUAAGGAUCUUGGAAAGAGGGCGUCACCACUGCCUGGCCCAAGGGUUAAAUAGGGGCUGCGGGAAGCAGACAAAAUGCUCCGGAGAAGUGCUGUCUUGCUUGGGCUCCCUGAACCAAACCAUGACCCAGACCCUGAAGCUCGCCUCCAGGCUGUUCCAUCGCGUCCGCUGUGUUCCUGAGCUGGGAGCCUCACUGGGCCCCAGAGGCGCCGACUCAGCGCCCUGCAGCUUGGCUGACAUCCCAGGCCCCUCCACACCCGGAUUCCUGGCUGAACUUUUCUGCAAGGGGGGGCUGUCACGGCUACACGAGCUGCAGGUGCAGAACUCGGAGCGAUUCGGGCCAGUGUGGUUGGCCAGCUUCGGAACCGUGCGCACGGUAUUCGUAGCCGCCCCUGCUCUCAUCGAGCAGCUGCUGCGACAGGAGGGGCCCCGGCCGGAGCGCUGUAGCUUCUCACCCUGGGUGGAGCAUCGCCGUCGCCGCCAGCGAGCAUGCGGACUGCUCACCGCGGAAGGCGAAGAAUGGCAGAGGCUCCGCAGCCUCUUAGCCCCACUCCUCCUUCGUCCUCAAGCGGCUGCCGGCUAUGCCGGGACCCUGGACAACGUAGUCCGUGAUCUUGUGCGGCGACUGAGGCGCCAGCGGGGACGGGACGCCGGGCCGCCCGCGCUAGUUCGGGACGUGGCGGGAGAGUUUUACAAGUUCGGCCUAGAAGGCAUAGCCGCGGUGCUGCUGGGUUCGCGCCUGGGCUGCCUGGAGGCCGAAGUGCGGCCGGACACAGACGCCUUCAUCCGCGCCGUGGGCUCGGUGUUUGUGUCCACGCUGCUGACCAUGGCGAUGCCGGACUGGCUGCACCGCCUCGUGCCGGGGCCCUGGGGCCGCCUCUGCCGGGACUGGGACCAGAUGUUUGCAUUUACCCAGAAGCACGUGGAGCGGCGAGAGGCCGAGGCGGCCAUGAGGAGCCAGGGAAGGCCUGAGGAGGACACGGGCCCCGGGACGCACCUGACCUACUUCCUGUUCCGGGAAAAGCUGCCUGCUCCGUCCAUCCUGGGGAAUGUAACAGAGCUGCUACUGGCCGGAGUAGACACGGUAUCCAAUACACUCUCCUGGGCUCUGUAUGAGCUUUCCCGGCACCCUGAAGUCCAGAAGGCACUCUACUCCGAGAUUACAGCUGCUCUAGGCUCCUGUGCCCACGCCCCAGCCACUGCUCUAUCCCAGCUGCCCCUGCUGAAGGCUGUGGUGAAGGAGGUGCUGAGGCUGUACCCUGUGGUACCUGGAAAUUCCCGUGUCCCAGACAAAGACAUUUGUGUGGGUGACUACAUUAUUCCAAAAAAUACGCUGGUCACUCUGUGUCACUAUGCCACUUCACGGGACCCUGCCCAGUUCCCAGAGCCAAAUUCUUUUCGUCCAGCACGAUGGCUGGGGGAGGGCCCAUCCCCCCACCCAUUUUCAUCUCUCCCCUUUGGGUUUGGCAAGCGCAGCUGCAUGGGGAGACGCCUGGCAGAGCUUGAGCUGCAAAUGGCUUUGGCCCAGAUCUUGACCCACUUUGAGGUACAGCCUGAGCCAGGUGCUGCCCCAGUCAAACCUAUGACCCGGACUGUCUUGGUCCCUGAGAGGAGCAUCAACCUACAGUUUCUGGACAGAGAGAGCUGUGGAAGCAGGCUAUCAUCAUCACCCCUUUCCUCAUAAUAGGGGCUUAUUAGGCUCAAGACCAAGAGAUGCAUCUUUCCCGAGGUCUGUCUGACCUAGCUAGUCAGAAUGACCAUAAUAAAGUGUUUGAGGUAGUUCUGACCCAGGUGUGAAGUAUGAGCUUGGCCAGACCCAGCUGGCCCUAAGCAAACCAUGGUCCCCUACCAGCUCAGUCCAUCUCCUGGUCAUAUCAUGGGCAUCCUUCAAGGGCCAACUCAGAUCUUAACUAACAAUGCUGUGUAGCCUGAGGAAGGAUUCACCCACAACCCUUUUGGGGCCUCCAUGGUAUUCAUUGAUGCUGCUGACCAAGCACGUACCAUGGGAUGAGCUAAGUAAUUGUGCAUCUGAUCUGCACCUAGUUGGUCCUCCCACCUUGCAUGUGAGCUCCUUGAGGGGAAGGAUGAGGCCUUAGUCAAUCUUGGUAUUCCCUGCCAGGGUCUAUCUGACUAGGUGAAACCAUAUACAUUGUCAGAUUGAAUCUGGACCAUGAGGCAGAAGAGAUAAGCAGCUUACCAGGCUGUACCCCCCUCCUUCCUCAUUUUGCCCCUAGGAAAGUGAGUCUUCCCUAGCCUGGUUUAUGAUACAUUCAACUUUCCUUGGCUCUCUGGUCACUGUUAGGUGGGCUUGCCUUGCCACUUAGUCCUCAGGCAGGGACAUCUUUGGGCCUGCCCCUGCCCAGGUGUAUGUCUUCCUUUUUAGAUCGAAAUUUUUAAAUAUUCAAAGUUUUGAAAUUUAAAAAAAAAAAAAUCAUGUGUUCCAUCCUUGAUUUUUGACUUACUUUUCUCCCCUUCUACUUCCUACAAGACCUAGAGGUGUAAUCCUGAUCCCCAUCUCCACUUUGGUUUCCUAGGUCCUGGGAGAGAACCCCCUCCCCACCUCCCACACUUA
Choloepus didactylus (southern two-toed sloth) is the source of this 3129-nucleotide messenger RNA. RefSeq names its product 25-hydroxyvitamin D-1 alpha hydroxylase, mitochondrial. Gene Ontology annotation, biological process: cellular response to peptide hormone stimulus; cortisol metabolic process; C21-steroid hormone biosynthetic process. Gene Ontology annotation, molecular function: heme binding; oxidoreductase activity, acting on paired donors, with incorporation or reduction of molecular oxygen; iron ion binding. The record is from RefSeq and is a predicted model, not a curated record. Bases 679 to 2241 code for a protein of 520 amino acids. Lineage: Eukaryota; Metazoa; Chordata; Mammalia; Pilosa; Megalonychidae. Gene Ontology annotation, cellular component: mitochondrial inner membrane. The transcript has 9 exons.